GCAAACCACACAAUGACCUUGAACGACCGUUCCCUCUUCUCCUCUCCGAGUCUGAUAUUUCUGUUGGCAUUUCUCCUCCGAGCCAUCCUCCUCGUUUAUGGAAUCUACCAAGACUCCGUGUCGGCGCUGAAGUAUACAGACAUUGACUACUAUGUCUUCACAGACGCAGCCCGAGCUGUUUCAAAGGGUUCAUCUCCCUACGACCGCGCUACAUAUCGUUAUACCCCUCUCCUUGCCUGGAUCCUCCUUCCCACAAGCUGGGGUGGCUUGUGGUUCCAUUUCGGCAAGGCACUCUUUGCCCUGUCAGACCUGAUCGCUGGCUGGCUCAUAGUGCUGUUGUUGAAGAGGAGGGGUCUCGAAGAAGGCCGGGCGCUCAAAUAUGCCAGCGUAUGGCUUCUCAACCCCAUGGUCGCAAAUAUCAGUACCCGUGGAAGCAGUGAGGGUUUACUGUGCGUCAUGGUCAUGGCUUUACUGUGGGCUUUUGAAACUGGAAAGACACUUCUGGCUGGCCUGUUGCUCGGGUUGAGUGUGCAUUUCAAGAUCUACCCUUUCAUCUAUGGUGCGAGCAUGCUAUGGACACUGCAGACAACCGCCUCAGCAUCUAGCGCGCCCAGUGUCCUCCAAAAAUCCAUUCAAUUCUUCAAUGCUAAGCGCUUAUUACUCAUUUUCACGUCGAUUUCUACCUUUACCGCACUCAAUGUUCUCAUGUACAAUAUCCACGGCUCUCCCUUCCUCCAGCAUACAUUCCUCCACCAUCUUACUCGGAUCGACCAUCGACAUAAUUUCUCACCUUACAAUACUCUUUUGUACAUGUCAUCAGCACAGUCCGCCAGUUCAAAUCCAACAAACUCAUCAUUUUCUUUCGAGUCCUUCGCCUUUGUUCCACAACUUCUCCUGUCAACUGUUCUGAUCCCAAUUGCCCUCGCGAAAAGAGAUCUCUCCAGGACAUUGUUGGCUCAGACUCUGGCGUUUGUCACAUUCAACAAAGUGUGUACAUCUCAAUAUUUCCUCUGGUAUUUGGUCUUCCUUCCACUGUACCUACCGGACUCGGCCCUCAUUCGGUCUCCGAGACUGGGUCUGACGGCACUGGCGCUCUGGGUUGCAGGUCAGGCUGCGUGGCUACAACAAGGCUAUCAGCUAGAGUUUCUGGGGAAGAGCACCUUUGUGCCCGGUCUCUUUGCAGCCAGUCUUGCAUUCUUCAUCAUCAACUGCUGGAUCUUGGGAGUCAUCGUCUCCGAUGAGCGCGGAGCAGUGAGGAAGCAUGUGAGGAUCGACAAGUCGGAGCGUGUGUUGGUCAUGCCACCUGUAUCGGAGCCAGCUACUGCUAGCUCCGUGGCCAAGGAGAAGACCCCAGUGCGAAGAACGCGUGGAAGCAGUAGUAUCGACACAAGCGAUAUUGCAAAAGUUCACUUGGGUCCGAGGAACCAGGUGCUGAAAAGUAAUUAG
Exophiala oligosperma is the source of this 1446-nucleotide messenger RNA. RefSeq lists its product as uncharacterized. NCBI's taxonomy places the organism in Eukaryota, Fungi, Ascomycota, Eurotiomycetes, Chaetothyriales, Herpotrichiellaceae. Gene Ontology annotation, biological process: GPI anchor biosynthetic process. Gene Ontology annotation, cellular component: membrane; glycosylphosphatidylinositol-mannosyltransferase I complex. Gene Ontology annotation, molecular function: GPI mannosyltransferase activity; alpha-1,4-mannosyltransferase activity. Bases 13 to 1446 code for a protein of 477 amino acids. The record is from RefSeq and is a predicted model, not a curated record. The transcript has a single exon.